This is a messenger RNA of Lymnaea stagnalis (great pond snail), 2316 nucleotides long. NCBI's taxonomy places the organism in Eukaryota, Metazoa, Mollusca, Gastropoda, Lymnaeidae. The record is from the annotation of a GenBank genome assembly.
CUGAAAGAAUGGUCUGACAUCCAUGACGCCGACAGGCUCGUUGUGAGCAUAUCAAAGCUGAGUAAGAACCUCGGAGAGUUUCUGUCUCGGGAUCCGCUACAAGAAGACAGUGUCUGUCUUCUGGUCAAGAUACUUGCAUGUGCCUCUUCGGCCCGGGAGGAGAAGGCUGAUCUACACAACGUUCUCGACGUGGUAUGCAAAAGUCGUUUUCUCGUUGAUCAUUUGAGAAUGUUUAUUGUGUGCGUGCUGGAGACGAUGGGGCCCAGAGAUGUUCAUAGGUUUAUUUGUGAAACAGUCGAAGUAUUAAACGCCAUUCUCGGCGUGCUCCCCGAACACGCUAUGAAAUGUGUGCUGAACUCAGCACAGAUGUUAACUGUGGCUAAGCACAUGGAGACUGUGGUACAAGACAAACACCUGACAGAAUCCAUGAUGGCCGUGGACAAACUCGGUAAGGAGAUUUACAUGAAGAACAAAGUGUCUGAAUGCAGAUCACAACUUAAGUGUCUUACCGCUGUGAAUCAUAACGAAGAACCUCCAGAGUGUUAUCGCUCUUUGCCCAUCAUUCCAUCAGUCUCUGAGCUAACCUCAGAAACAAAAACUUUUCUUCGCAAAGCGGUCACAGAUGGACCAUACAAAGAUGCGCAACAUUAUUUGGACGUGCAGUUUCGGCUGCUGAGGCAAGAUUUCUUUUACUAUCUUCAACAGGGCAUCACACUCAUGAGACAAAGCAAAGAUCUCAGUGCAUUUCACAACCAAGCCCUGAGACUGUUUCACAACGUUAGGGUGGUUGGGAUGAGCCUUGAGCACAAAUGUAACUAUGUUCUUCAACUGAAACAGAACGAUACGAAAACAAGAAAUGGGAAAAAUAAAACGUGCCUUUCUCCUGGAUCUAUUGUAUUUUUAUCAAAAGACCGUUUUCAAACCAUAAUUGUUGCUAUUGUGAGUAGCCUAGAGUUUUUGCAAAAAGAAAAUAUAAUUAUCGCCAUUGACAUCAAAGAAGGAAUGGAUUUUGUUCUAAAUUCCACAGCCACUGACGUUUUCACCUUGGCUGAGGCAACCACUCAUUUUAGACUUUAUUUCAAUGUGUUGAAAAGGCUGCAUGAAAAUGAAACAGGUAAAUUACCACUGAAAGACACAAUCAUUUAUUGCGAUCACAAGUCUAAACCACCAAAGUAUUUGCUCCCAUCAAGCGGAUUUACCGGGAUACCCUAUUAUAAUUUGUCAGCUUUGAUGUUAAAAAAGAUGAAAAAGUUAAAUGUCCCUGUGCUGACCACUGUGAAAAGGCCGCCAACUGAGGAAAUCUGUCUGAAUGAACUUCAGAGAGAAGCCGUCAUGUUAGCAUUGAUUAACGAGAUUUCCGUCAUACAAGGACCACCGGGAACAGGAAAGAGUCAUGUCGGGAGGAAGAUCUUGGAUGUCCUUUUGCACAAUGAACCUUUCACUACCCUUGACAAAACAGGCACAGAAAGUAAACCGUGCUCAAAAGGACCUAUUCUAAUUGUGUGUAAGACUCUAAAAGCUCUCAAGAAACUACUCACAGGUUUUCCUUCACACAAAACGGUAACCUGGUUGUCGCAUCACUUUGUCUUUGGACAAUCCACCGUGGUGUUAGAUGACUACGACUCGCCGCUGGAAUCAUUGGUACGUGAACCAUUGUCAUUUCAAAAUAUGAGUCCUUUUUAUUCGGUGAGAGCAAAAAUUGACCAGCUGAAUAAAAUAAGGGGCUCGCUGGAGACGGAAAUUCAAUCAACGGAUAUUCUAAGACCAUACAUGCUUGACCAUCACUACGCUUCUCUUGCUCGAGCUACUGAAUUCACCAAUGGUAAUCAUGCAUUAAACUUAUGGCUGAACACCCCUGUACAUUCUCCGAUGAUAACUUUUAAGAAACCAAUUGAGCAGCGACUAAAGGAGCUUGUGCUGCGAUGGAACCGUCCUUCGAAUGAAGUUUAUUGCCGUCCAAGUAUGAAUAUUGUUGAAAGGGCAUCACUCUAUUGCUGUCUUGUAAAUCUCUACCGACAAAACAUUAAAAAGGAGAUUAAAAAAAUGUCUAAUUACGAUGAGUCGCUUCCAGUUAAGGUUGAGGAUUUAAAAUUGAAACUUCAGCAGUCGUACGUUGAUUUUAUACCAGACUAUUUAAUUCAAAUGAUUACCGGUAAAUCACACACAAUCGAUAUGAGUGAUUGGCUGACUGAAUCUAGACGGGACCCGAUGGCGCAAUUAAAGGACAUUGAAACUCUGAUUCGUGAGAUGGAACUCGAAGAUGUCAAAACAGGAAGUUGUCCGGCUUCGGUUGCAGCAUUACAAGGACAUGUCGGU